AUGGAAAAGAUAAAAAUCCCGACAGGAAGAUACGAUGGGACAACGGAUCCGGAGGAUCACUGCACCACAUUCGAACAACACAUGAUGCUGUACACAGAUUCUGACGCCAUGUGGUGCAAGGUGUUCCCAUCCACACUCUUAGGAGUUGCAGCAAGCUGGUAUAAGGGCAUAGAGGCUCAUUCCAUUUACAGUUUUCGACAGCUACAGGCGGCGUUUUUGUCACGAUUUGUGAGCAAACAGAAGAGAAAGAAAUCGUCGGGAGAGUUAAUGUCGUUCGCUCAAAGAGAUAGAGAGCCGUUAAGAGAUUACCUCACCCGCUUUAACAACGAAUCAAUCACCAUUCCCAACCUACAGCAGGAGGUUGCGGUUCUGGCUCUGAUGAGGGGAAUGCAAGAGUGCGAAUUCAAGAAGUACCUCAGCCGGAAAUCAUACACUAAUCUGGGCGACGUCCUACACAAGGCAAAUGAGUACAUCAGGGGGGAUGAAAUGAUGAAGAUCUCCAAUGUGGUAGUGGAAACCGGCGGAAAUGCCGGAUAA
This is a messenger RNA of Spinacia oleracea (spinach), 537 nucleotides long. RefSeq lists its product as uncharacterized. The transcript has a single exon. The coding region runs from base 1 to 537 and encodes 178 amino acids. Lineage: Eukaryota; Viridiplantae; Streptophyta; Magnoliopsida; Caryophyllales; Amaranthaceae. The record is from RefSeq and is a predicted model, not a curated record.